Molecule: messenger RNA, 3315 nt
Organism: Trachemys scripta elegans
Lineage: Eukaryota; Metazoa; Chordata; Testudines; Emydidae
Gene: PDPR
Product: pyruvate dehydrogenase phosphatase regulatory subunit
Exons: 18
Coding region: 197-2836 (879 amino acids)
Cellular component (GO): mitochondrion; mitochondrial matrix; cytoplasm
Molecular function (GO): oxidoreductase activity; protein binding
Source: RefSeq, a predicted model, not a curated record
AGUUACCCAGGGAGCUUGUGGAAUCUCUCUCGUUGGAGGUUUUGAAGAACAGGUUAGACAAACACCUGGCAGAGGUGAUCUACCUGAAUUUACUUCUGCCUCAGCACAGAGAGAUGGACUUCAUGACCUCUUCAGUGAGCUAACAUCUUAACGUGUUUAGGUGGUGUCUCGAGAAAGCUGACUAACACCCGUUGGGAUGUUUCUUCGGUUACUGUCAGAUGUCCGGUGGCGGACAGCCAGCCCAAGAUGGAGAAGCCCGUCCAGCUCCCAGCACAUGACCACAUCUGCGGCAGAGCCUCCCCCCAUUUCUCUGCCAGCUCAGGCACAGGUGGUAAUCUGUGGUGGUGGAAUUGUGGGCACAUCUGUUGCAUACCACCUCUCCAAGCUAGGAUGGAAGGAUAUAGUCUUACUGGAACAGGGCAGGCUGGCUGCUGGCUCCACUCGAUUCUGUGCUGGCAUCGUGAGCACAGUCAGGCACUUGUCCAUAGAGCUGAAGAUGGCUGACUAUUCAAACAAGCUGUAUCAGCAGUUAGAACAAGAGACAGGAAUCAAAACAGGUUACGUGAAGACAGGCUCUAUCUCACUGGCUCAGACGCAGGAUCGACUGAUCUCCCUGAAACGCAUUGCCUCAAGGCUCAGUGUAAUGGGGAUACCUUGUGAAAUCAUGGCUCCAAAACAAGUGGCACAACUACACCCACUAAUCAACAUUCAUGACCUGGUGGGUGCCAUGUAUGUGCCAGAGGACGCAGUCGUAUCAUCUGCCGAUGUGAGUCUUGCUCUGGCAAAUGCUGCCUCUCGAAAUGGUGUCCAGAUCCAUGAGCGGACAAGCAUCAGCCAUGUCAUGGUCCAAAAGGGUUGUGUGACUGGAGUGGAGACUGACAGAGGACAGAUUGAAUGCCAGUAUUUUGUCAACUGUGCUGGGCAGUGGGCCUACGAGCUGGGUCUCUCCAAUGAGGAACCUGUCAGUAUCCCACUGCAUGGCUGUGAGCACUUUUACCUCUUGACACGUCCCUUGAAGAAGCCACUAGAGAGCAACACACCAACUAUUGUGGACCCAGACGGCAGGAUCUAUAUCCGCAGUUGGCAAGGUGGCAUCCUCUCCGGGGGCUUUGAGAAGAACCCCAAGCCCAUUUUUACUGAGGGCCGGAACCAGCUGGAGAUUCAGAAUCUGCAUGAGGACUGGGAUCACUUUGAGCCACUGCUGAGUUCUCUUCUGCGGAGGAUGCCAGGGUUGGAGGCUCUGGAGAUCAUGCAGUUAGUGAACUGCCCAGAAUCCUUCACUCCAGAUAUGCGGUGCAUCAUGGGAGAGUCACCCACGGUACAGGGCUACUUCGUCCUGGCUGGAAUGAACUCCGCUGGCACCUCUUUUGGUGGAGGAGCAGGCAGGUACUUGGCUGAGUGGAUGGUAAAUGGUUGCCCAUCAGAAAAUGUUUGGCCACUGGACCUGAAGCGCUUUGGUGCCCUUCAGAGCAGUCGCACCUUCCUCCGUCACCGUGUCAUGGAAGUAAUGCCCCUGAUCUAUGAUCUGAAGGUUCCCCGUUGGGAUUUCCAGACUGGGAGGCAGUUGCGUACUUCCCCUCUCUAUGAUCGCCUGGAUGCCCAGGGAGCCAGAUGGAUGGAGAAGCAUGGAUUCGAGAGACCCAAGUACUUUGUCCCACCAGGGAAAGAUCUAUUGGCAUUGGAUCAGAGCAAGACCUUCUACAAACCAGAUUGGUUUGACAUUGUGGGGUCAGAGGUCAAGUGCUGUAAGGAGGCUGUGUGUGUAAUUGACAUGUCGUCUUUUACCAAGUUUGAAAUAAGUUCCACAGGGGAUCAGGCACUGGAGGUUCUGCAGUAUCUCUUCUCGAAUGACCUGGAUGUGCCAGUUGGGCACAUUGUGCACACAGGCAUGCUCAAUGAAGAAGGAGGGUAUGAGAAUGACUGCAGCAUUGCACGAUUAAACAAGCGCAGUUUCUUCAUGAUUUCUCCUACUGACCAGCAAGUCCACUGCUGGGCCUGGCUCAAAAAGCAUAUGCCUAAUGACAGUAAUUUGCUCUUGGAGGAUGUGACCUGGAAGUAUACCGCUCUCAAUCUGAUUGGCCCUCGUGCAGUGGACGUGCUGUCAGAAUUAUCCUAUGUCCCGAUGACUCCAGAACACUUCCCCUCUCUCUUUUGCAAGGAAAUGAGCGUGGGGUAUGCUAAUGGGAUCCGUGUGAUGAGCAUGACACACACAGGAGAACCUGGAUUCAUGCUAUACAUCCCUAUAGAGUAUGCUCUGCAUGUGUACAAUGAGUUGAUGAGCGUGGGACAGAAGUAUGGGAUCCGGAAUGCUGGCUAUUAUGCACUUCGCAGCUUACGCAUUGAAAAGUUCUUUGCGUUCUGGGGUCAGGAUCUGGACACUUUCACCACCCCUUUGGAAUGUGGACGUGAGUUCCGGGUGAAACUGGACAAGGGGACUGAUUUCAUUGGCCGGGAUGCACUGAUGCAGCAGAAGCAGGACGGUGUGUGCAAGCGCUUCACCAUGUUCAUCCUGGAGGAUCAUGACACAGACCUUCAUCUCUGGCCCUGGUGGGGGGAGCCCAUUUACCGCAACGGCCAUUACGUGGGCAAGACCACCAGCAGCGCUUACAGCUACACCCUGGAUCGCCAUGUCUGCUUGGGCUUUGUGCAGAACUUUGAUGAGGAAACCAGGGAGGCAUUGGUGGUGACACCCGACUUCAUUAACCGGGGCGAGUAUGAGAUUGACAUUGCUGGGCAGCGCUUCCAGGCUAAGGCCAAGCUCUACCCCUUCAGCUCCCUCUUCACACAGCGUCGCCGCAAGGAUGAGAUGGAAUUGAGUGGCUACCAUGGGAAGUAGAACCACCUGGCCCCACCCCUUCUCCAUAACUGGAGUUUGUGUCACCAUCCUCCUCUCCUUCCCCACAAUCUCCCUCAUUCUUCAACCCAUACGGUUCCACUUCCUCUUCCCCCUGCUCUUUCCAUUUUUAAACCUUUUGGGUGUGUGACAUUUUGUACAUUAUAGAACUAAUUUUUCAAACCCUUCCACCCCCUCCCUCAGUCUCUCUCUCUCGCCCUCUUACACCUUCCCAUGCCAUGUUCCCACACCUCACUCCUCCCAUGGCAGCAGCAUGGUGUUGAGUGUACAACCGACAGCCCAUAUGGGAGCAAGCACCUUCAGAAACCCUAGGCUGUACCCCAAUGGCUGUUGAGAGGGUGCAAGUGAAGUCUUGAGGACUGUACCCCUCCCAUCCCCCUGCUGCUUACGGCCUAGAAUAGUAGGUGUUUGCUGGCCUGUAGCUCUGUUUUCCUGUCCCCUGGCUAAACCCUUUGGUGUAA